Messenger RNA from Thunnus maccoyii (southern bluefin tuna), 3770 nucleotides. It is a transcript of the gene ajuba, whose product is annotated as ajuba LIM protein. Bases 1098 to 3287 code for a protein of 729 amino acids. Gene Ontology annotation, biological process: regulation of DNA-templated transcription; cytoskeleton organization; response to hypoxia. Gene Ontology annotation, molecular function: transcription corepressor activity. Lineage: Eukaryota; Metazoa; Chordata; Actinopteri; Scombriformes; Scombridae. The transcript has 9 exons. Gene Ontology annotation, cellular component: P-body; adherens junction; transcription regulator complex. The record is from RefSeq and is a predicted model, not a curated record.
AAUUAUUUAGGGGGAAGAAAGAAAGAAACAAAGUUGUCGACCGUGCAGUGCACACGGGGAGGGAUUUUAUUUAUCCGGAGCGACUCGUUUAGUCCAGCACCGGGUCUGUAACGGCGCGCCGGUUUCCAGUAUUUCCUCCUCUCUGUCUCCAAAACUUCUCCGCUACUAAUUUCACCGAGUCCCGGACAGGAUUUCGCCUUUGAAAAAAAAAAAACGGGAAUGAUAAAAGCAGCCGAGCACAGGCGGACGGAGGAGUCUAGAGACUGCAGUGUGUGUGUAUGUGUGUGUGUUUUCUGUAGCUUAAAUUAAGUUAAACAUGUUAUUUUAAGUUUUUUCCCCCGAGCACGUUUCGUCCUGAGAUGAAUGGCAGAAGUCGGGUGAGUCGACUAUCAGAGCUCAAACGGAUUUAUUUUCUUGUCUACACUGGACCUACAUGAAGUAGUGAUAUAGCCUGCAUCCUGCUGAAACUCUUUGUGUUUUUAUUUUUUUUAAAAAAGCAAUAAAUUCAAAAGGAUACGCACUGGAUAACCGAGAUAUCAAAGCAACUUUUGUGAAGCACAUUUCGGACAGUUAAACUUAACAGAGAAGAUGCAGAUGUGGAGCCACAUGAGGGUCCACAAAGGAGGCCCUCCACGACCAUAGGUCACGCAGAAGUGUCCUGGAUGUAUGUUUCUCCAAUUUCCUGGCUGGGUUGACUUGAACUGUUAGUAAUUGUCUAAUAAUCCAAUGGAUUCUUCCUCACCACAGCCUACCUGUGCCUGUGGAUUUUCCACAUGAGGGCAACCCAGAUGACUCAGAGGACUUAAGUCAUGUAACCACCCUGAAAUGUCUUAAAAGUCUUAUUUAUCUGUCUUGUAUUUAUUUUGUGUAUAUAAGUGGAUCUUUUUUUAAAGCUUUGAGCUAGUUUCAAGGCCAGUUUUUAAUUUCUUAGUAGAAUUUGAAAGCUGCCGUAGAGAAAACUGUAGAUUUACUUGAGCAUCUUUGUUCUGCUGUAUAUCUACACACACUGUAUUUGAGCACACUAAUCUGUAACGUUAAAGGGGGGGAUCUGUAAGUCUUCGCUUAGACAGGUAAAAGAUACACGAGAGGGCUUCAUCAUGGACAGGCCGAUAAGCAAGUUAUUAGAAAAGUUAAAGCUAACAGACUCGGGCAGUGUGAAAUUCAACAGUUCCAAGAAAAAACAUGACACGGCCAACAACUCCAAUAACAGCAACGCCAACACUGGCAUCUCCGGAGGCAGCGGUGGGGGCAGCAGUCUGGCACCAGCCCCCAGCUCUGCAGCUGCCUCGCCCUCAAGACCCGGCCAGUUCUCGCUUGCCUCUGCAACCACAAGCGAUGCAUGUGUUCCAGCGAGAGGAGGGGGAGGAGGAGGAGGAGGAGGAAUGGGAAUGCCCCCUUCUCAGCUUCUUACCUCACCACAGACUUCCUCCACGGUGGGUGCUGCACCAUCAGAUGGAGAGCAACAACAUCACCCUUCCACCUUGGCACCAUUGAGGCGCCGCUCCCCCCAGCAGCGUGCGUCCUGUUACCUGGGCGAAGGCGUGGACUCCCACCUGAGGCGCGAGUCCGGCCUGGGCCCCGAGUGUGACGCUCACGGAGCGUAUGGCUCCAAGUCGUCCCUGAAUCAGCGGCGCUACUCCCUGGAGCUCCAGCAGCUGGUCAGAAGACAGCAGCUCCUCUCCCAGCCGCCGCCUCACUCUGUCCCCCCGCCGUACCCCGCCGCCGCUGGGUAUGGGUCGGCUCCCCGGGCUGGUGGAGGCGGCAUGGCGGAGACUGGCUACCUAUCAGAGCCAGAGAGGCACAAGCGGCUCUCUCUUCAGGAGGCUCUGUUCUACAAACGCCUGAGCACAGGCAGUGAACUGUGGGAGAGCACCAGGCCGGCGUCCCUCUCCCAUCCACCGCACCGUCCAUCCGAUGUGACGGGUGGAGGAGUGGGAGGAGGCUUCUUUUACCCCCCAGGACCAACUCUGAGCCCAUGCUCAUCUUUCAGCCUCCAGGAGUCGGUGCUGGUCAGCCCCAGGUCCAGCUUCGCCUCCAGCACGGCCAGCGGCGGCGGAGGAGGGAGCCCUAUGGGCAGUCGCUGCAGCAGCAACCGGACCAGCGGCAUCAGCCUGGGCUACGACUCUCGCUACUCCGCCUCUGGAGGCCUCCCUCCACAGCAGCAGUCCCCCUCCGUACAGACAGGGGGCUCUGCAGCUGGAUAUGGAGCUCCAGGAAGGGCCGGGGUGACGCCUGUGGAAGCCUGGACUCAGUACCUGGACGGAGGGAUGCGUCCAGCUGCCCACGACAGCCGACAUUCCUACCCGCCUGCGGUAGGAAGUCCGGCGGCGGCGUGCUACCAGGCUGGCCCAGAGUGGUGGGAGGAGCAGCGGGCAGGUAUAAGAGGCAAAGAGGGGGGUGUGAUGGGGGAGAGGGCCAGCUACUCAGACUUGCCUGGCACCCGCUACCAGGAGGAGCUGACCCGACUCCUCCUGAGAGAUGCAGCGCUGGAAGGGGACGGUCUCCUGGAGGGCCUGAUGCUGAAAGAACACUCUCUGGCCCUGACGGCUCUAUCCAAACCGGGCUCGACACCACUGGGGCCUUCCACAGCCGGAGGGCCGGUCAAAUCUCAGGAGAAUCCAGGAGCCGGCGCUGGAAGAGAGGCCUCGGAGAACCGCCAAGAGUUCUUUGGAACCUGUGUGAAGUGUGGGAAAGGCGUGUACGGGGCGGAUAACGCCUGUCAGGCUCUGAAUAGCCUCUAUCACACUCGCUGCUUCACCUGCGUCUCCUGUGGACGAACCCUGAGAAACAAGGACUUUUACAAUGUCAACGGCUCUGUGUACUGUAAAGAGGAUUACAUGUUUUCAGGAUUCCAGGCUGCUGCUGAGAAGUGCAGCGUGUGUGGCCACCUUAUUCUCGAACAGAUCCUGCAGGCUCUGGGGAACUCGUACCAUCCCGGCUGUUUCCGCUGCGUGGUGUGCGGCAAGGCUCUGGAUGGGGUGCCUUUCACUGUGGACCAACACAGCAGCAUCUACUGCGUCGCCGACUACAACAAGACUUUUGCCCCGAAGUGCGCUGCCUGUUUACAACCCAUCUUACCUACUGAGGGCAGUGAAGAGAUCCUCAGGGUCGUGUCUAUGAACAAGGACUAUCACUUUGAGUGCUACCACUGCGAGGAGUGUGGCAAGCAGCUCUCCGAUAAGCCCGGCUCGCAGUGCUUCCCCCUGGACUCCCAUCUCCUCUGCCACUCCUGUCACAUGAGCAGAGCGUGCGCCACACACAACAUUCCCCCUCACAACACACACUGAUCAGCUCUCCCCCCUCUCCUCCUCCGCCGCCCCCCCCCCCCCGUGCAGCUGUGGAUGUUAAACACGCUCCCAUUAUCUUGUGCUUUUUUUUUUUUUUUUUUUUGCUUUUGUCACUCUUUCUUCAAGACUGCUGAUAUUAAGACAUUUCCACUGAUUCACUUUCAUUGUCUUCAGUUCCUUUGUCACAUGUACUGCCUGCUGUACUUCUUGUACUAUUACUGUACUAUAGUUAUAAGGGAACGGGAAAGAAACUACUGCUUUUUUUUUUUUUUUUUACCCUCCUACCCCAAUGUGGCUACUGUUUGCUGUAGAAGAACAAGGGAUCUCGCUCAACUGUUUUGUACAUAUUAUUGCUAGCAAACAUUUUGCACUUAAAUUUGACUUUACUGUAAGAGAUUUGUAACGUGAAUCUGUACAAUUUUUGGGGAAAAACAUUACUGUAAUUUCUGUAUGCUGUAAUAAAUAUUUUCAUUUGUGUUCUGA